Molecule: messenger RNA, 676 nt
Organism: Pieris brassicae (large cabbage white)
Lineage: Eukaryota; Metazoa; Arthropoda; Insecta; Lepidoptera; Pieridae
Gene: MHF1
Product: centromere protein S-like
Exons: 4
Coding region: 187-594 (135 amino acids)
Biological process (GO): replication fork processing; resolution of meiotic recombination intermediates
Cellular component (GO): Fanconi anaemia nuclear complex; FANCM-MHF complex
Molecular function (GO): protein heterodimerization activity; chromatin binding
Source: RefSeq, a predicted model, not a curated record
CCGUUUGUUUAUGAUUGUGAUUUGUCAUUAAAAAAAAAUAUAUAACAAUAUUAAAUUUGUAUUAAUUAAUUAAGACAGAAAUUUUAAAAUGUGCAGUCGUUUCCGUUUAUUGUCAGAAUAGAGGUUAUAAUUUCAAAGUAUUAACCGUCCAAGUGGUCGGCGUUAAACGAUACAAGUUUGGAAAAAAUGACUAUGUUUCAGAAUCUAUCACCAACCCAGAAGUUGCAAGCGGCCGUACAUAAAGACGUACGAGGUAUUUGUACUGAGGCUUGCCACUUUCUAGGCUUGGAAAUCACUAAACCAGCAAUCGAAGUGAUUGCGGAGCUGGUUUUUAAGAAAUGCCGUGUAUAUGGAUCAGAUUUAGAGGCAUUCGCUAAACACGCAAAACGUUCAACAAUCAACGCUGAAGAUGUCAAGUUAUUAGUUCGAAGAAAUCUAUCUCUGAAAUCACGCCUCCACUCGCUAAGUUCCAACUCUGGAAAGGAUAAACGAAGGAAAACAGUGCCAGCAGUGAAACAAGAUGAAUCUAAAGAGUCGAAGGAGUCGGACAUCGAAGAUAUGGUGGCCGAUCAAAUCGACCUCACCUUUGAUUAAAACUCGCGGUGUAUAUAAAUUAAUAAAUUAAGCUUAUCAAGAUUUUUAUACAUUAAACGCCUAAUCGAUGAAUAUUGUUUCA